Messenger RNA from Poecilia latipinna (sailfin molly), 1642 nucleotides. Its product is annotated as homeobox protein Meis1. The coding region runs from base 875 to 1627 and encodes 250 amino acids. The transcript has 7 exons. Lineage: Eukaryota; Metazoa; Chordata; Actinopteri; Cyprinodontiformes; Poeciliidae. The record is from RefSeq and is a predicted model, not a curated record.
UACUUCCGGGUUUCAGCAGUCUGGUCCAGAUCCUCCGCGCUCCUCCUCGAGCUCGAGACGCACACAACAUCCCCAUUGUGCGCAAAACGGCCGAGGCGGCUCACGCAUGCACACGCACCCUGCGCACACUCUCCACCGGACGCGUUCGCGCACCCGCGCGCGCAGCAUCGAUCGUGGCUCCUUUAAGAGAGCCCAAGCCAGAAUUAUCACCCCACCUCCUCUUGAUCUUCCUCUAGACGCUUUUGCAUAAGAAAAUCAAGCCGGGAGCCGAGAGUGAUCAAAGAAAACGAGAGGAGAGCUGCUUCGUUUUUGAACGGUGAUUGUGAACCAUUAAGCGUUGAGGUGGUGCCGAUCCCGUGGAGACGCGCGUCGGAUCCAUCAUUCAUCCGCUACUUUUGACAAGCCCCCCUCGCGUUGUGACUGACAAGUCGGAGUGGCAGAGAGAGAGAGAGAGAGAAGGGGAGAGAAGAAGAAAAAAGAAGAAAAAAAAAGCCAUGAGAGUGGACAGUUUUGUUUAAAGGGGGUUUGUUUUAUUUUCACCCCGCUUUUCGGGGGAAAAAAGGAACCCCGGCGCCGCUGCCGAGAGGACAGCCGAGGACGUGUAUCCGCCGCGCCCGGGCUGAACUUGCACUGAGAGCGAAGCGGGAGCUGGCUUCACCGCUCCGUGGACGAAGAAGAAGAAGCAGCAAAGAAGAGUGAAAGACGAACUCGGGAUUUUGUGCUGAGAGUUCUCCUCGUUUGUUUUGGAUUUUCCUUCUGUCUUCUCUCUUUUUUUUUCCUUUUUUUUUUUUUUUUUUUUUUUACCCCCGCGUCCACCCUGGCCUCAGAGGGGAUUUACCCGAACUGAAAGGACGACCAGGGAGUGAGGAGGGUUAUGGCGCAACGGUACGAAGACUUGCCCCACUACGGGAUGGACGGGGUGGGCAUCCCGACCACCAUGUACGGAGACCCGCACGGCGCCCGCUCCAUGCAGGCGGUGCACCUCAACCACGGACCCCAGCUGCACUCACACCAGUACCCGCACACCGCGCACACCAACUCCAUGCCUCCCAGCAUGGGCUCCUCCGUCAACGACGCUCUCAAGAGAGAUAAAGACGCCAUUUACGGGCACCCCCUGUUCCCCUUGCUUGCACUGAUUUUUGAGAAAUGUGAAUUAGCGACUUGCACCCCCAGAGAGCCCGGGGUGGCGGGAGGAGACGUCUGUUCGUCGGAAUCUUUCAAUGAAGACAUAGCGGUGUUUGCAAAGCAGAUUCGGGCAGAAAAGCCUCUGUUUUCAUCAAAUCCAGAGUUGGAUAAUCUGAUGAUUCAAGCCAUUCAAGUUUUACGAUUUCAUCUUCUGGAGCUGGAGAAGGUACACGAGCUGUGUGAUAAUUUCUGUCACCGGUACAUCAGCUGCUUGAAAGGCAAGAUGCCCAUCGACUUGGUCAUAGACGACAGAGAGGGGGGGUCCAAAUCAGACAACGAGGAAAUCACAAGAUCGGUGGCGUUGGACCAGACAUCCUGGAACAGAGACCACGACGACACGGCGUCCACGCGCUCCGGAGGCACGCCGGGACCGUCCAGCGGCGGACACACGUCUCACAGCGGAGAUAACAGCAGCGAACAGGGUAAGAGUUCAACCGCUUGAAAAAUGAACGAAAAG